AUGAAGAGAAAUAAUCCCUUACCUCUCUUCAUAACUACUAAAACUUACAGAUCACGAUCAAAAUUAAGAGCCACUAGUUGCUUCACUGCUAAUGAAGCCUUUCAUUCCAUCCUCUAUCCUCAGAAAAGCUUUCGGGCAAGAGUUAGUGCCAACCAGACCUUUUAUAUUUGCUGGCCUUUUACAUCGAGGACCACAUUUGCAUUAGACUUGUGGUCCACUUCUCCUAAACAAUCAGAUAUAUUGGUUGAAACGGGUCAUAUUGGGAGACAAGCCAGUGGUGCUGUCACAGUAACUGAUGGAGAAACUAUUAUCUACACAUCCGUUUGCUUGGCUGAUGUUUCUAGUGAGCCUUCUGAUUUUUUUCCUCUUUAUGUAAAUUAUCAAGAGCGUUUCUCAGCAGCUGGUCGAACGAGUGGAGGAUUUUUUAAACGAGAAGGGAGGACAAAGGAUCAUGAGGUACUAUCCACUACCAUUUCAGUAUAA
Molecule: messenger RNA, 483 nt
Organism: Ilex paraguariensis (yerba mate)
Lineage: Eukaryota; Viridiplantae; Streptophyta; Magnoliopsida; Aquifoliales; Aquifoliaceae
Source: the annotation of a GenBank genome assembly